Schistosoma curassoni is the source of this 219-nucleotide messenger RNA. The record is from the annotation of a GenBank genome assembly. NCBI's taxonomy places the organism in Eukaryota, Metazoa, Platyhelminthes, Trematoda, Strigeidida, Schistosomatidae.
AUGCUCCUGUUUUAUGAUAGCUUUGCAUUAAGACAUUGGUUUCGUGAAGGAUUUCGGGGAACAGUAUAUCUUGGAGUGCCACUCUUAAUGCUUAUUUUGGGCAAUAUGCCAUCUACGCCAGAAUAUGUUCAUAAUAUGGUGAGAGAUCGUUAUUUAAAGUCAACAGGAGAUGAUAUAGGUGAAUUCAAUGCUAGAACUCCAGUGAAGCCGAUUGAUUAA